This is a messenger RNA of Zootoca vivipara (common lizard), 663 nucleotides long. The record is from RefSeq and is a predicted model, not a curated record. Lineage: Eukaryota; Metazoa; Chordata; Lepidosauria; Squamata; Lacertidae.
AUGGGGACGGGAAGCCUCUGUCUCGGCGUGGCACCUCCUGCGGCCCCGGCGAGAACGGAGAAGGACAUCCGGAAAAGCCUUGCCUCCUCCUCCGAGCCCAUUUUGGACCUCUGCACCGAUGCGGCAGCCGUGCCUCCAGCAUCGGCCGUCCCCACCAGCACUACGUCAACCACCCCGCCAGCUGCCGUAGAGCGCCCCCCAACCACCACCGUUGAAAGAUUCCCCACGCUCCCAGCCGGGGCCACCACCGAGCCAGCCCCGCCAGACCCACUCCAGAGCUCCGAGGAAGCCGCCCAGGAGAGACCUUUCUCUUCCGCCGACUUCUUCCCUGAACCAGAUCCGGCUUUGCCCCUUCCUCCGGAUCAAGGCCCCCUCCCGGAAACCGGGUGGUCUUGGGGGUCCUUGCCGUGGCCAGAGGCCCCCGAGGAGUGCAUCCCGCCCCGGCCCACCACCUUGGACUUCUCCAAGCCCCUCCAGAAGCUGGAGGAGGCAAAGCAGGUGGGCGUUGAGGAGAACGGGCUGGAGCGUGGCGAGGAGAGGAAGGCCCUCCAGUCGGAGCUGGGCAAGUGCAUCGAGGACUUUCGGAGAAUCCAGGUGCCCGCCUCGUUCCCCGACAAGAAACGGGCGUGGCAAAGCGAGCUGCUCCAAAAAUACCAGCUCUGA